CUUCAGAGAGAGGAGAGAGAAAGAGUUGACAGCAGAGCAACACAACUUUUAGUAAAUGUUGCACACUUGUCAAGUCAGUUAGUUAAUAGUUAGUGCAUAGUUGGGUGGGUGGCUCAUCGGACAGAUAAGCCUCAUCAUCAGCAGAAGCAGGAGCGGAUAUAUUAUUAUUGGUGGGAGUAGUGAGUGGGUGCGUUUUGGAGGAGAAAUUAGCGCAAGUUCUUCCAAAUUAUUUGUUGAUUCGCAACAAAACAAUGUCGUCGUCCGAAUUGGAUGAACCAAUUACCAGCGAAGAAAAGGUUCGAAUCGUGUCUGACUUCAUUCUCCAUUCUCCGCCGGGCGAAUUUAACGAAGUGUUCAAUGAUGUGAGGACACUUUUGAAUAAUGACACACUACUCAAAGAAGGUGCUUCCAGUUCAUUUGCCCAGUACAAUAAAGACCAGCUGACGCCGUGCCGUGUUCAAGGGAGUGAGCAACCUGUCGUAAUAUCGGAACAUAACGAUCUCGGCGGAGGUCGAUUUUAUGACCCGAAGACUAAACAGUCCUUCAAAUACGACCACUUGAAGAAGGAGGCUUCGGACUUUCAGUCUUACGAUUUGGAUAAGAAAAGUGAGCCAUGGAGGUCCGCUCUGGAAACGGAGUUUGGAGCUUAUGUCUCCCAGCAUUAUCCGCACGGAGUUUAUUCCAUCUUCUCAAAGUCUUCAGGGGGCAUUGUCACCGUCAUUGUGUGCAUUGAGGAUCAUCAAUUCCAACCGAAGAAUUUCUGGAAUGGUCGGUGGCGAUCACAAUGGACUGUCAGUUUCGAUCCAUCCGCCAUCGGCGAGAUGGUUGAGGUUAAGGGCGUCGUUAAAGUCCAGGUUCAUUACUAUGAGGAUGGCAACGUUCAGCUCGUCAGUUCCAAAGACAUUAAGCAAACCAUUCAAGUAGCGAACGAGUCAGAAUUCGCCUUGGAAUUUGUCAAACUUGCGGAAUCAUCGGAGAGCGAGUAUCAUAACGCAUUAAUCGAGAAUUAUCAAACCAUGUCCGACACGACGUUCAAAGCCUUGAGACGACUGUUACCUGUUACUCGAACAAAGAUUGACUGGAAUAAGAUUGUGUCCUACACCAUCGGGAAAGAGUUGCGUGCUCAGUAGUAGGGUAACAAUAGAUAGGUUUCUUAUGAAAUAAUAUUUAUUUACUUUUGGCUUACAAAGUAUCAACCAUACUAAUAAUACCAACCACAAAAACAAGUCUCCUUCUCCCUUAACUUCAAAGUUAUUGAUUUGUAAACCUACCUAAAAUUAUUGUGUAAUUAUCUCCUACUUUUCAAAAUUUCCAAUGUGUUCGACCUAUUAAAAAAAUUGGCCUAAUUUAUUACCAUAAAUUUCCCAUUUCUAUUACCACAAAUAUGUAAUUACUUUUUACUUUUUCUUCACACCACGAUAAAUGGUUUGCUUAUCGUCAUCCUCGUCGUUCCCCAAAUUGUACAAGUUUCGAGAUAAAAAUUUUGUCUAAAAUAAUUCGGCUUAUAUAAAUAAUCGAUAAGUGGCUGACUCUUCUUGGGAGUGUGUAGGAUUAACUUUAUCAAGUCCUAUACGACACGACUUGCAAAAAAUCCUGCCAACUUUUCCACCCAAAAGUUCACUAUCUCUCUUCGUCUAUCCACACUUUGCCAAUUUGUGAACGACCUCUACAUCACCAUCGUCACCCUACUCCUCCUCCCCCCUCAAUUUUGAACCAUUUAUACCAUUUUAACAUUUUUUUGCUCUUAAUUAAGUAUUAUUAGUAUUUGCAUACAUAUAUGUACAUAGCUAUAGUUCAGUUUAUUGCUGCAUAGUAGGAAUAAAUAAGUACGCGUUAAGAAGAUAUUUAUAAUUUUAAUCAAGGCUUGAUUGGUUGUUUGUUCUCUAUAUCUUGUGUCCUCCACAUCGUCGCUGUUUGUUGUACGUAUCAUGAUGAUAAGCAUGGUGAACCAGUCUUCUGUGCUAAUUUGAAAUAAUGCAAAUUAUUACUACUAUAAAUAUAUAUGUAAAUCUACUAUAAAUGUAUAACCAGCCGUGAUAUUUUUACUCUGGAAAUGGCAUGAAAUUUAAUAAAGUUUUUGCAGUGUGGAACUCUUUCAAGUCGA
Folsomia candida is the source of this 2104-nucleotide messenger RNA. RefSeq names its product F-actin-capping protein subunit alpha (gene cpa). Gene Ontology annotation, biological process: barbed-end actin filament capping; actin cytoskeleton organization. The transcript has 8 exons. NCBI's taxonomy places the organism in Eukaryota, Metazoa, Arthropoda, Collembola, Entomobryomorpha, Isotomidae. Gene Ontology annotation, molecular function: actin filament binding. The coding region runs from base 252 to 1130 and encodes 292 amino acids. The record is from RefSeq and is a predicted model, not a curated record. Gene Ontology annotation, cellular component: F-actin capping protein complex; actin cortical patch.